AUUGCUAGUAUUUAUAGAAGUGUCAAGAUUAAGAGAGGAGGUUCUCCUAUAAAGGAGGUAGCAGCCAAGAUGCCACCUAUCAAAGAUUUAAAUGCUUUGAUACAAAAUUACAUCAAGCUUAAUAAAGUCAUGGUAUUCAGUAAAUCAUACUGUCCAUUUUGUACAAAGGUGAAAGAUUUAUUUAAAAGUUUAAAUGUUGAAUAUAAAUCAUUCGAACUAGAUAAAGAAGAAAACACAGAUGAUCUCCAGAAUACUUUACUUCAAAUUUCCGGUCAAAAAACAGUGCCUAAUGUUUAUAUUAAUGGCAAUCACUUAGGAGGUUGUGAUUCAACAUUAAAAGCCCAUAGUGAUGGUCAGUUAUUGAAAAUGAUCAACACAACCACAAAGAAGUAUGACUAUGAUCUCAUUGUUGUUGGUGGAGGUUCUGGUGGUUUAGCAGCAGCUAAGGAGGCUUCAAAUUUUGGUAAAAAAGUUGCCUUACUUGAUUUUGUGAAACCAAGUCCACAAGGAACACAAUGGGGUUUAGGUGGUACUUGUGUCAAUGUGGGAUGUAUCCCCAAAAAAUUAAUGCAUAGGGCAGCUAUAUUAGGAGAAGAGUUUUCAGAUGCUAAAAGUUUUGGCUGGGAUGUAAACACAGAAGUCAAACAUAACUGGGAAACAAUGACUGCUGCUAUACAGGAUCAUAUUGGUUCAUUAAACUGGGGUUAUAGAGUACAGUUACGUGAAAAAUCUGUAAAUUAUAUUAAUGGUUAUGGUGAAUUUAUAGAACCACAUACAUUGAAGGUUACCAAGAAAAAUAAUAAAGUUGAAGAGAUAAGUGGUGAAACAUUUUUAAUAGCUACAGGUGAACGACCAAGAUAUCCUGAUAUUCCAGGUGCUAAGGAGUAUUGUAUAACCAGUGAUGACCUGUUUUCAUUACCAUACUGUCCUGGUAGAACAUUGUGUAUUGGUGCAUCUUAUGUGUCUCUAGAAUGUGCUGGAUUUCUAGCAGGACUGGGUUUAGAUGUGACUGUUAUGGUUAGAUCUAUAUUAUUACGUGGUUUUGACCAACAAAUUGCUGAAUAUAUUGGUCAAUAUAUGCAGUCCAAAAAUGUUUUCUUCCAUCGAGGUGUUGUACCAGUAAAGAUAGAAAAAUUAGAGGAUGGUAAUCCUGGUAAAUAUAAAGUAACUGGUAAAAAUACUAGUACUGGAGAUAUUGUUGAAGAAGAAUUUAACACAAUUUUAAUAGCUAUGGGAAGAGAUCCAUGUACAGCUGGUAUAGGAUUAGAAAAAAUAGGCGUCAAAUUAGAAAAGAAUGGUAAAGUUAUAUGUAAUGAUGAAGAUCAAACCAAUAUACCUCAUAUUUAUGCUAUUGGUGAUAUUGCUAAAGGUCGUCCAGAACUAACACCAGUAGCUAUCCAAGCUGGUCGUCUGUUAGUGAAUAGAUUAUAUAAUAAUUCUAAAACUCUUUGUGAUUAUAUUAAUGUUGCUACUACUGUGUUUACACCUAUAGAAUAUGGAGCUAUAGGAUAUUCAGAAGAAGCUGCCAUAGACAAAUAUGGUGCUGAUAACAUUGAGGUUUAUCAUUCCAAUUUCAUGCCUUUAGAAUGGACAGUACCACAUAGAGAAGAAAAUGUCUGCUAUGCCAAACUAGUGUGUUUAAAAACAGAAAAGGAAAGAGUUGUAGGUUUCCAUGUGUUAGGACCUAAUGCUGGAGAGAUAACACAAGGUUAUUCUAUAGCUAUGAGAAAAGGGGCUACUAAAGAAGAUUUUGAUAUGACUAUAGGUAUACAUCCAACAUGCUCUGAGAUAUUUACCACGUUAAAUAUAACGAAGAGUAGUGGUGAAGAUACAGCUGUAGCUGGUUGCUGA
This is a messenger RNA of Lottia gigantea (owl limpet), 1851 nucleotides long. RefSeq lists its product as hypothetical. Lineage: Eukaryota; Metazoa; Mollusca; Gastropoda; Lottiidae. Gene Ontology annotation, biological process: glutathione metabolic process; cellular response to oxidative stress; cell redox homeostasis. The coding region runs from base 70 to 1851 and encodes 593 amino acids. The record is from RefSeq and is a predicted model, not a curated record. Gene Ontology annotation, cellular component: mitochondrion; cytosol. The transcript is spliced from 17 exons. Gene Ontology annotation, molecular function: thioredoxin-disulfide reductase (NADPH) activity; glutathione-disulfide reductase (NADPH) activity; flavin adenine dinucleotide binding.